AACUCAUAUGCAGUUCAUUUAAAAGGCUAAGUGUGCUCCCUUACAAUAAUUUAAAUGUUAAAGUUUUCGAAUAGUAAGUUUUAUCAAGGUCAUCAAACUAUAUUAUAUUGUUGUCAGCUGCAGAUCGCGCAAUUUCUGAUUAAUCAUUCAAUGAUUCCAAAGAGCAUCGAAGAUUCUAAAAUUAAAUCACGAGAAGAGUGCACAUUUUUAUUCGUUAUCUCUGUAGUAUUAUAUAUGAUACUCAUCGUGAGAGUAUAUAUCAUAUUUCCGCGACACGAAUCCAUUCACAGUCGGCAAAGCUUCUUACUCAUUGUCAUCACGAUGGGGAGCAAACGCUAUAGUGACAGCAUAGUGCAUCACGUUUUGCAAGAGAUGACCAGCGAGGAUAAGAAAUAUGCGGCGGCAUAUUUGAACGAGACUGAUGAAAUUAGAGAGAAAGCCAUCGCGGAAAUUAGACGCUGGAUUGAGGACCAAUUGCGUAUACAAAUAGAUGAUUUCCUUAUCCUGCGAUUCUUGAGAGUCUGCAAAUUUAAUCUCGAGAAAACUAAGAUUAGGAUGCAAAAUUAUUAUAAGCAGCGAUCCAACUUACCGGAAUGGUAUAUUAUUAAGGAUCUGUUUCAACCAAAACUACAGGAAUUGAUUGAUAUGGGGUUGAUCUUACCUCUGCAGAAACCGGAUAGUCAAGGAAGAUUGGUUUUCAUUGUACGCUGUACUCGAUUUGAUCCGACAACACAUGAACUAUCGGAUUUUAUUAAGAUCGGUGUAAUGUUAGCAGAACUAACAAUGAAGAAUAACACUACUGCAUCUGUGUAUGGUUGCGCAAUAUACGUUGACGUGGUCAAUCCAACAGUACGGCACAUAGCUCUAUGCCAACCUCAUAUAUUUAUGAAUGUAGUACACGCGUGGCAGAGUUGCUAUCCUAUAAGGGUACAAUCGAUAAACUUUAUCAACACGCCGACAUUUGUCGACCAUAUUGUCAGGCUUAUGAAAUCUUUUAUGACAGAGAAGAUGAAGAACAGAUUUCACGUUUACUCACACAUGUCACUGAGCUGUUUUAAGGAUGUUCCAGCAGAUAUCUUGCCAAUCGAAUAUGGCGGUGCUGAUGGUACAAUUCAGGAAUUAACUGAUUAUUGGAAGAAAUUAGUCGAAGAGAAUCACGACUGGAUUAUGAAUGAUGAGCAUGACAAAAUCGAAUAUAGUACAUACCUGUAACAUUUUAAAGCAGUGAAUUUAGAAUCAGUAACAAAUGUUUGUUUGUAAGACAUGGUUGGAUGUAUUUAUUAUAACAUAUUACCGUAAUAUUAGUCGAAUUUUGUUUGUUUUAUGAAUUUUGGAGGAAUAAAUCAUCUUCCUUUCUC
Wasmannia auropunctata (little fire ant) is the source of this 1358-nucleotide messenger RNA. RefSeq names its product alpha-tocopherol transfer protein-like. NCBI's taxonomy places the organism in Eukaryota, Metazoa, Arthropoda, Insecta, Hymenoptera, Formicidae. Gene Ontology annotation, molecular function: phosphatidylinositol bisphosphate binding. The transcript has 5 exons. The record is from RefSeq and is a predicted model, not a curated record. Bases 55 to 1212 code for a protein of 385 amino acids. Gene Ontology annotation, cellular component: membrane.